This is a messenger RNA of Fulvia fulva, 258 nucleotides long. RefSeq lists its product as uncharacterized. The transcript is spliced from 2 exons. The coding region runs from base 1 to 258 and encodes 85 amino acids. Lineage: Eukaryota; Fungi; Ascomycota; Dothideomycetes; Mycosphaerellales; Mycosphaerellaceae. The record is from RefSeq and is a predicted model, not a curated record.
AUGGUCGGAUCUAUUAACUACCUCUCGACCCUUUCCAGACCAGAUAUCACCUACGCAGUAGGCCUCGCCGCAAGAUAUAUGUCGAAUCUAAGCGAGGACUAUAUGAAGGCUGUUAAACGCAUCUUUUGGCUGGGUCUUUACCUUAGGAGGAAGCCCCAUCUCCUAGAGUUCAAAGAGACAGAAGACAGUAGCACUUUCCAGUUGCGAGGCCGGAUACAUGGCUACUACGGAGGCUACGAAGGAAGCUAUCUGGCUUAG